ACCAAAAAGUAAAAUUAAUAUAAUUGAAAAUACAAAGAGUGAGAUAAAAAAAAGUCGAUGAGACCGAGGUAGCUAGUACAAUAUAAAUUACUCUAUAUACAAAUUAGACAUGAAUCAACUUCAAGCUACGUGUUCCUUAACCAACCAAGAUUAAUUAAACAGAUCUAUAGAUCUAUCUAUCCUUUCAUAUUAAGACUUAACUAUAACCCACCUACACAAUGGCAAAAUUAAGUGAUCAUGAAAGCUCUCUUGUGCCAAAAUACUUGCAAGAAGAUGACUUAAGCCAAGAAUGCAAGGAGUUGAUACCCACUUUACCAUUAGAAAAAGGUUGGAUUAGUACCAACUUCCACCAAUAUCAAGGAUUUUGGAUUUCCACAAUGUUUCUCCAAGCAACUUUAUCAUGUCAAAAGCACUUCCAAGCCCUUGAUACAGAUAUACUCUUAGUUACCACUCCCAAAUCAGGUACCACUUGGCUUAAAGCAUUGACUUUUGCUUUGCUAAACCGCAACAAAUAUCCAAAUAUUCAUAACAACCAUCCUUUGCUCACUACCAAUCCUCAUGUUCUUGUUCCCUUCUUGGAGGUUGACAUUUACUAUGACAAAGAUUUUGUUCCUGAUCUCAAAACAUUAUCCCUUCCAAGACUCUUCUCCACACACAUUCCUUAUGUUUUGUUGCCAAAUUCUAUCAAAGAGUCAAGUUGUAAGGUGGUGUAUCUUUGUAGAGAUCCUAAAGACACAUUUGCUUCACUUUGGCAUUUCUCAAACAAGGUAAGACCACAAUGUAGCGAACCACUUCCAUUAGAAGAGUCGUUUGAGAAAUUUUGUAGAGGGGUGUGUUUGUUUGGACCCUUUUGGGAGCAUGUAUUAGAAUAUUGGAAGGAAAGCUUGGAAAAGCCAGGGAAGGUAAUGUUUUUGAAAUAUGAAGAAAUGAAAGUGAAGCCUAAUUUUUAUUUGAAAAAACUUGCUGAGUUUUUGGGAUAUCCAUUCUCCAAAGAAGAAGAAUCUGAGGGUGUGGUUGAUGCUAUAGUAAAUUUGAGUAGUUUUGAGAAGCUGAGUAACUUGGAGGUUAAUAAGACUGGAAAAGUGGGGUUCGGUGUUGAAAACAAAGAUUAUUUUCGUCGUGGCCAAGUUGGAGAUUGGAAAAAUCUUCUCACGGUAGAAAUGGUUGAGCAACUAAACACUAUCGUUGAAGAGAAAUUAGGUAAACAUGGAUUGAAUUUUUAGAUUUUUGAGGUGUUUGUUUCAAAUCUAGGAAUCAGUCUAUGUGGUGUCAUAUCAAUGAUAAAAGAAUGACUUUGUAACCUCAAUAGACGGAUUACAAAUCUCGUUCAACUUAUAAAAUGGUUAUUAGUGUCACCAUUUGGGUGCUAAGUGAGUCUCGUAUGUACAAAUCGCUCAUUCAUAAAUGAUAACCUUACUAUUUAGGUACUCAAUUCCUCGAGUCUUAUAACAAAGAUGGGAAUGAUUUGAUGUAGGCAAUCAACUAUAAGAUCUAAUGAGUCGGCAAGAAUGAAAUUCUUCUAGCAUGUAUUUGAAACUGCUUUUGCAAACCAAAUUUCACCAUGAAAAUGCAAAAGCUACAGAGAACCAAACUUCUGCAUCACUGUGGUUUUCCCAAUGUACCGCGGAAGCAAACAUACACCUAAUGGUUAUCAUUCAUGAUCCACUUGUAAAAGCGGUCCCCAUUCUAGAUAUGGCUAAUUCAUGGUUUUUCCGGUUAAAACCAUCUACAUGUUAAAAGAAGGCGUGGACACCUACAUCAUCGUCUGAAUAAAAAAACAAAAUAUUCAUAUUGUAGCAUAAUUCGAUUUUUAUGUCAAAGUUUCUUGAAUCUCAAAG
Trifolium pratense (red clover) is the source of this 1838-nucleotide messenger RNA. Its product is annotated as cytosolic sulfotransferase 12-like. Lineage: Eukaryota; Viridiplantae; Streptophyta; Magnoliopsida; Fabales; Fabaceae. The record is from RefSeq and is a predicted model, not a curated record. The coding region runs from base 219 to 1223 and encodes 334 amino acids. Gene Ontology annotation, biological process: sulfation. The transcript has a single exon. Gene Ontology annotation, cellular component: cytoplasm. Gene Ontology annotation, molecular function: sulfotransferase activity.